ACAGGAACUACAGGACGAGCAACACAAUGUCUGAACCUCGGACAGAUCAGACAUACACAGUCAAAGAUGUGCUUUGCCAAACACUGAAGGACCUGGGAAAAAAGGAUUUCAAUGAUUUUAAAUGGUACCUGAAAGAAGUAACGAAAAUCCCUGAAGCAGACCUGGAAGCUGCAGAUGUGUUGGACACUGUGAACCUGAUGGUGGGGUGCGAGCCCCAGAGGGCGCUGGAGACAGCCGUCACAUGUUUAGAGAGCAUCAACAGAAGGGACCUGGCACACAGUUUGUCUCAAUCCAACCCAGAAGGAGGAAAUAUCUCACAGACAGCUGAGUCUGGUUACAAAGGACUGAACUCUUCAUCUUCAUCAUCAUCAUCACAUCUUUCCUGGCCACCAGCCACAGUGAUAGUUCUCCCGGUCGUCACUGUUUUGACCGCUGGUGCUGAUCAGAUGACUGCAGACACAAAGAACAAGGAGAUGGAAGUAAACACACUGAAGACGGACAUGAUGAACCUGCAGACGGACCUUAUGAAUCCACAGACGAACCAAAUCAACCUGCAGGUGGAAGUAAACAAUCUACCGACAGACAUGAAGAACCUGCAGACGGACCAAAGAAAGCAGCAGAUGGACCUGGACAAACUGAAAGAUGUGAUGUCAGAAGAAUGUUUUAAAUGUUAGACUCACCAGGCGCUGGGUUUUGAAUUCAAGUUGCUCCAGCCGCUAACUGAAGGUCUGUCUCCAGAGCUGCAACCUGCUCUCCUCCCGGCUAAGUCUCCUCCAAGGAUCUACAGUAUCACUAAUCAGAAGAAACAGUAAUCCAAAAUAAGAACCAGCUAUCACCAGACCCAGGAUCCAACAGGAUCCAGCAGGAGCCAGAAUUUAAAUAUAAUGUAAGUGUAUAAUUGUAUGUUGUUGUAUUGUUGUAAGUGUUGUAUGACCUAUAAUUUGUGUAUACUGUAUGUCCAUAUCUAUUUGAUUAUUUCUGUAAUAAUAUGAUAUUGUGAAGUAGGGGCAGGGCUCUAUUAGCAUUAUGCCUCUGCCUGCUCUUGUUGAACAUAUUCUUAAUGUUGUUCUUUGGUAAAAGCUGAUUAGUCUGU
This is a messenger RNA of Perca fluviatilis (European perch), 1093 nucleotides long. RefSeq lists its product as uncharacterized. The record is from RefSeq and is a predicted model, not a curated record. The transcript has 6 exons. NCBI's taxonomy places the organism in Eukaryota, Metazoa, Chordata, Actinopteri, Perciformes, Percidae. The coding region runs from base 27 to 674 and encodes 215 amino acids.